AUGGCGGCUGCUACCAAAUUCCUUAUCAUAUUAACUAUACUUUCGCUUUCUGUUCUUGUACCGGAUGGAUCUCCAAUAAAUGAAACCCAAAGUGCUCUUUCUUUGUCCAGUUUGCAAGAUGAUGGUGAAUCCAAAGUCAAAGAAAAUGACAUUACAUUGGCAAGAAUCGAAGAACAGUUAGCUAAGGCAAGAGGCAAAAUCCGCAAUGCAAUUGUUGAGAGGAGCUUUAUAUCGUCUCCAAAAGAUAGGAGUUUAUUCCCCAAAGGAACCGUCUACAAGAACCCAUUUGCCUUUUUUCAGAGUCAUACGGAGAUGAUGAAGACAUUCAAGAUAUGGACUUAUAAGGAAGGAGAUGCCCCCUUGAUGCAUGAUGGUCCAAUGAAACUUGUAUACAGUAUCGAGGGUGAUUUCAUCGAGGAGAUGGAGAGAGAAGGAAAUCCGAUAGUGGCUAACCAUCCUGAUGAAGCACAUGCUUUCUUUAUCCCUUUAAGUGUAACCAACAUUGUUCACUACCUUUUUACGCCUGAGGAAGCCUGGGGUUUUCGUGAACGGAUGCAAGCAAUACUCGAAGACUACAUUAAGGUGAUUGCAGAAAAGUAUCCUUACUGGAACCGUAGCAAUGGAGCUGAUCACUUCUAUGUAUCAUGUCAUGAUUGGGGUCCAAUUGUUUCAACAGGAAACCCUAAACUCUUUAAGAAUUUCAUAAGAGUGCUUUGUAAUGCCAACAGCUCGGAAGGUUUCGAUCCAAGUCGUGAUGUGUCGAUGACAGAAAGUACAGCGCCAUUCAACAAUAUCCCAGUCAUAAGUAGUGGCCACUCACCUUAUAAUCGUUCAAUCUUUGCAUUCUUUGCGGGUGGUAUACAUGGUGAUGUAAGAAAACGUUUGUUCGAACAUUGGGGAAACAAUGAAGAUAAAGACAUUCAAGUUUACAAUUACCUUCCAAAAGGACAAAACCACACUGAAUGGUUGAGCAAAAGUAAGUACUGCUUAAGUCCUAGCGGCUAUGAAGUUGCAACCUCUAGGUUAACAGAAGCAAUCUAUGUGGGAUGUGUUCCAGUAAUCAUCAAGAAGAAUUACGUUAUACCAUAUAAUGAUGUGUUGGAUUGGAGUCAGUUUUCAGUACAAGUGCCUGUCGACGACAUUCCAAAUCUCAAAAAGAUUUUGCAAGACAUACCUUUUUCCAAGUAUUUGGAAAUGCAAAAAAGAUUAAUCGAAGUGCAAAGACAUUUUGCAGUUAACAUUCCAGCUAAACCUUUUGAUGUCUUUCACAUGAUUUUUCAUUCUGUAUGGCUUAGAAGACUUAAUGUUCGAUUGUUGAAAUCUUGA
Messenger RNA from Lactuca virosa, 1326 nucleotides. The record is from the annotation of a GenBank genome assembly. Lineage: Eukaryota; Viridiplantae; Streptophyta; Magnoliopsida; Asterales; Asteraceae.